AUGGAUAUGUCAAUCACUGUGCAGCUCGUCUUUGCGCCAACGGGGUGCCAAUUUCCGGUGGAGGUGAAGCAUUCAAGAACCUCCCCCGUUUUCACCAGCUCGUCGUUAGCAUCGUCAUCGCAGUGGGGUGUUGCGCAUUCAUCAAAGAUCUUCGUCUCUGAUAUCGUGUCGUGUGUCCACAGCUGCAGGCUCACACCGCUGCGCAAUGCCGACACGGAGGGAAAUGUGAAGAUUUUUGUUGAGUUGUUUGACUACGACACGCUGAGACCCCUGCUAACCAAUGAGCCGGUGGUGGAGGGGCAAAAGUUGCUGCUUUUUGUGCCGACCAUUGUGGCCGAUUCUCUGGCAGAGCACCUGCUUCAUCAGUGGCGUCUAACCGCAGCGGAUAACCAAAUUGUUCAUACGGAAGAAGAAGAACGUUGGAAAAACCUGCGGCAGGCGGUUUUGGCGCUCAAUGUUCCCUUAAAACUCCAUCAAGAUCUCAUGGAAAAGGAGUUGAAAACGUCUAUUCAUCUUCUUGAGAUUACCUACUCACAAUUAAACGAUGCGAAGGAAAACGUACCUCGAGUGUUAGAAAGUAUGAAGGAAGUAAAGUUGUUCUACGAUCCAGAAGUGCCGCUAACAAGUCUUGCAGAGAGAAGCCAUCUCGAUGCCGCUGUUCAGAUGGGAGAAUCAAAACUAAGAGAGGCGGCGAAGAUUCUGGAUAGUGCGCAAGCCAUGGCCCCUGCAGUUAUGGAAGCCAUUAAGGCAGAGGCGCAGGCCAGUAAUGAUGUUGAAAAAACAUCCGCAUGGAAAAUGUUUUUUCCAUCAAUCAAAGACGGACGCGAGGAAUCUUCAGUUACCGCGUUGAUGUAUGAGGUUGACCGCAAGGUUCAAGUCGUGCGUUCGAUUGUAGAAGAAGUAGCCAAAAUAACGAAGCGCUUGAAACGGUGCCAGCAUUAUGCGUCGGCCGUUUUGGGUCAUGUAGUGGAGCCACACAAGAAGUUAUGCCUACUUCCGGAGGGAAUGGAGGCCGCUAGGGAAGUGGUGCAUCGCCGAAUCAUUUUACGACGUGCUAUCCGUCGGGUACUCGUUCCUUUAGAAGUGGAGUACCAUGCGACGGAGCGAAUUAUUCACAAAUUUGCAGAGAAGUGGAGUCAAUGGCUACCGGAUAGCCUCUACAGGGGCGUGUCAACUCCGCUCCCGCCUUUGUACCCCCCGGAUGACUUCAUUGCGAAAGACAUGGACCAUCUUUUUCUCGAUAUUGAAGAUGAUGAAACGGAGAAGCUCUUGGCCGCCAUUGACGCGAUGUCUUCAUCGGUGCCACAGGAGAGUCAGGUGACAGAAAAGCGGUUACAGCAAAUGGAGGCGAAGCUGCAACGUUGUAAAGCAGUGUUGGAGAGUGCCCAGAAAGAAAAGGCCGAACUUGAGGAGGCGUUGAAGCGAAUGGGGACAUCCUCGUUAUCCACUACACAUCCUCAGUCGUAA
This is a messenger RNA of Trypanosoma cruzi, 1467 nucleotides long. RefSeq lists its product as uncharacterized. Bases 1 to 1467 code for a protein of 488 amino acids. Lineage: Eukaryota; Euglenozoa; Kinetoplastea; Trypanosomatida; Trypanosomatidae. The record is from RefSeq and is a predicted model, not a curated record. The transcript has a single exon.